AUGGUCGGCGGCUGGGGCGCGCCGGGGACGCACCUCCUGAGCGAGCGGAAGAUGAAGAUGGUCGAUUCGUUCGCGGAGGUGGUGGACGGCGACGAGCCGCUGAACUUGCAGAUGUUUCACAGGGACGACACGUCCGUGCCGGCGUUGGCGAGAUCUCUGGCGUGGCCGCUGCCGGAGUUUUUCUCCGUCGAGCGCGAGGCGGGCGACGGCGACGAGAGCGGCGACGAUUCGUCUGACGAAGACGAACCGUCGCCUUCGUCUUCGCGAGGACGGCACUCCGCGUCCGCGGACGGCACCCCGGUCGCCGCGCUCCCCGCGCAGGGCGCGCUGUACAAGACCGGAGGCGUCGGCGUCCCGUUGGACCAGGCGACGCGUCUCAGCGCCGCGAACGCGUUGACGUGGUGGCAUCUCGACGACUGCGGCGAGUUCGUGUUCCAAGUCGCGCUUCCUCUGGACCUCGACGCGGAGGCGGAGAGAUACGCCGAGAGAGGGAGAAGAAGAAGAAGAGGACGGUCGGCGAGCGGCGGCGCGGGGGAAGACGAAACGUCAACCGCCGAGCCGCCGCCGUCGCCGCCGCGCGUGUUGCUCGGCCCGACGGGCAAGCCCGUGGUGAAAUUAUUCGUCUUCGCGCGGAGGGAGGAUUACGAGUGGAUCUCCCAGGACGGCGUGAUGAACCAGACGAUGAAACAGAGCGCGCUUGAUCUGUUCGACACCCCCGACGACUUCUUGCCGACGCCUCAGGAGCUGACGCCGCCGUUCAGCGACGCGCCGCUCGGCGGCGCGUACGCGCCGGGGUCGAGAACCGCCGCCGGCGCCGACGGCGACGCGGCGGCGACCGCGGCGAAGCUUCCCGUCUUCUGGGUCGCCCCUCUCGAAGCGGGAGGGUGCCCGCUGCUCUCCCCGCCCAACGUCAUCCACCUCGUGAUGACCCUGCGCGACUGCGUCAUGGUCGAAGAGCGAAGACUGUCGCUGCUGUGCGUCGACGAGGUGCAGUACUUCCAACGCCGAGCCGCGCGUUGGUGCGAACCGCCUGUGGAAUAUCGGUUCCUCCGAGAAGACCUCGCGGACGCCGCGCGGUGCGCGCGGCACGCGGUCCGGCCGCUCCUUCGCGCGCUCAGAUUGGGCGCGCGCGACGACGAUGACACCGACGGCGUGCGGUGGGCGCGAGCGAGGAACGCGCUGGCGACGCUGAGCUCGGAUCGGGAGAGAUACGCGAUGGACGAGCGGACGCGCGCGAAAGUGGCCGCGGCGCUCGCCGCCGCGGAGGCGUGGGCGGCGACCGGCGACGCCGCGGCGACGCGCGCGGCGAGGAGAUCGAGGGAGGAUCCGAGGGCGGCGGCGCACGGCGCGCUGCUCGCGGCGAUGACGCGCGAGGGGGAGAAGAACGCGCACGAUUUAAACGCGACGGCGAUUCGCGGCGGCGGCGGCGGCGGCGGCGCGGGGCCGUUCUGCGCGGUCGCGCACGAGAGAGGUCGCCCGCGGUGGGGCCCGGCGCGGGCGACGCGGGAGCAGGCGGCGGCGGACAGGAAAGAGAUGCGCCGCGCGGUGAAGGAGGGGACGCUCGCGGAGUUACUCUCGCGAUGGCGCGGGGGGUUCCGACGACCGAGUCAUUAGUCGUAAAAAUACAGAUAAUAGAAAUACAGC
Messenger RNA from Micromonas pusilla CCMP1545, 1644 nucleotides. RefSeq lists its product as uncharacterized. NCBI's taxonomy places the organism in Eukaryota, Viridiplantae, Chlorophyta, Mamiellophyceae, Mamiellales, Mamiellaceae. The transcript has a single exon. Bases 1 to 1614 code for a protein of 537 amino acids. The record is from RefSeq and is a predicted model, not a curated record.